UGGUAUAAAAGUCCCGCACCGCAAGACGCGCACGUUUCGGUUCAAUUGAUGGCGAUGGAUAGAUUGGCAAAAAUGAGAAAGUCCUCAGCAGGUUCGAGCACGGAGCGUUUGAUGUACUGCAGGACCCCCGACACGACCACGGCACAGAACAACAUCAGACAAACAAACUGGAGAUCGAGGAUGCUUUUCAAGACCUUUCCCGUCAGAGAAUCACGGCACACCCCUCCACAGAGGAAACCAUACGGGCCAACUACUGAAGAAGUGACCGAAUGGGCGCAGUCUCUGGACAACUUACUGAGCAGCAAAUAUGGGCUAACUGCUCUGCGGCUGUUCAUGAAGUCCGAACACUGUGAGGAGAAUAUCGAGUUCUGGAUGGCCUGUGAAGAGUUCAGAAAGAUCAGGUCAAGAUCCAAACUCAAAUCCAGGGCAAAAGCCAUAUACGACCAGUUCAUCAGGGCAGAUUCUCCAAAAGAGCUCAACCUGGACUUCUACACAAAGGAGACCCUGCACCAGAGCCUCCUGAUCCUGACACAGUCCAGUUUCAAAGCCGCCCAGAACAGAGUGUACUUCCUGAUGGAGCACAACUCGUACCCUCGCUUCCUGGACUCCGAGCUCUAUCGGCAGCUCUGGAGAAUCGCUGAAGGAGAGCGAUAGUUCAUGCAGUGACUGAGACACUAGGAUUUCAUUUUGCAUAUUUUGCACAGAUUUGUAAAUAGUCUGUAUUGGUAUUGAGUGUUCACACAGCGUCGUACCCAUGUUUUGAAGUUUACUUGUAGGUCUUUUUUUAUGAUUUUUGCUUUUCAAUGAAAAAGCAUGAGAAUAAAUGUGGAUAAAGUUAUUUCAAUUGUCAUUCCGUUACUUUCUGAAUUUUAGGGGCACUACUUUUAAUAAAUAAAUAAACAAAAAUAAGCAAAAAGUUUA
Puntigrus tetrazona (Sumatra barb) is the source of this 921-nucleotide messenger RNA. It is a transcript of the gene rgs2, whose product is annotated as regulator of G protein signaling 2. Bases 49 to 654 code for a protein of 201 amino acids. The record is from RefSeq and is a predicted model, not a curated record. NCBI's taxonomy places the organism in Eukaryota, Metazoa, Chordata, Actinopteri, Cypriniformes, Cyprinidae. The transcript has 5 exons.